CAUUCUUUUUUCCUAUCUCCUUCUGUGUGUGUUUUGAUGAAGUUCCAGUGAACGAAAACAGGACGCGCAACCCAAAACGCUUCGCGAAACACUUUUACCACGAAAAACGGCAGGUUUUCCCUCCUUUUUGCUGCAACUGAAUCAGCCCAGACGAACGAUUGGUAGCAAACAACAACAAUGACCAACUCGACGUGCGCGGCAGCAGCCUGCUCGUACAACAGGCGAAACGUGCGAAAGCUAAAGCUGGACAUUGUGUUUCACACGUUUCCGCGUGAUCCGGCACUGAAGAAGCAGUGGAUCCGGUUCUGCCGACGCGAACCGGCUUGGGAACCGAAACCGAACGAAGCCAUCUGCUCCACCCACUUCCGGAAGAAUGACUAUCAGAUGGCUAACUCUCCGCUGAUGUUGACGCACGGCGCAGGCAGCUUCCGGUUGCUCCACUUGAACGCCGUGCCAACGAUUUGGAAGGGAAAGGGUAUACCGGUCGAGAAGCAAAUGAAAAUCGACGAGAAAGCACGGCAACAGCUGUUGGACGAGCUGUACAGCAGGGACGCGUUGGUGCGAAAUAAUGACCAUUCGUAUGAGGAUGUGUACAACUUGGGCUCGAUAAAGAGUAAACUACCCAAAGCGUUGGACAAACCGGUGUACAGUUUGCGAAAGUUUCCCAAUCUGUGCACGCUUUGCUUUAAGCCGAUCGAGGACGAGAGUGCAUUCAUCCCGUUCAACUCGUACCACAACGAGCUGGAGUGUACGAUCGAGCAGAUGGUGGAAGAAAUUAUAGACGAAUCAUUCGAUCAAACGGAGAUGGCGAACAUCCAACAUCUGGUGCCGGAUAAGGUGUGCAACGAUUGUUGGGAAGCAAUCGUAACCUUUUACCAGUACCGGAAGCAGUUGAAAUGUCUCCGAAAGUUUACCACGGGCAUGGCCCACCUCGUGAAGGGAAACCGAAAACCGCUGCAAACGCUGUACGGCAAGCAAGGCCCAUACUUGGUGAAGCUGCUGCAGAGUCUUAACGUUUGCCAAGGACCGGAGGACAUGAUUACGUUUCAGCGGCUAGAGCAAGAAGUCGCCACGUACGGUCGUAUCGUGAAGAGUACCCUGUACGCACCACCAUCCUACCCACCGGCAAAUGAUGCGAUCCAGCGAACCGAUACCACCACCGCCCGCAAUGACGAUGACCACCAGUACGAGGAGCUGAUCGAUGAGGAAACGCUAGCGACCAUAGAAAGUAUGCCUUCGGUAGCGAUCACUCCGGAAGAUAGCUUAACGCCGGAACAAUUGCUGAGACCACGGGGACGGCCACGGAAGCGUGUGUAUGAUGGGUGGGACGCCAGUAUGAAGGUGAUGUGUCCGUAUCCGGACGUAUGCCACGAACGGUUCACGGAUGAAGCGGCACUGCAGAGGCACAUCAGCAACGAUCACAAACUGUUCAAGUGUCCUGCUUGCGGUGCCAAAAUCAAGUUUUACGAUCUCUAUAAAAAGCACAUCGAGAGUCACGCGAUCGCACGCGCCCUGCUGCUGUGCCACAACCAGAAAGGCUCCACCAAGAGGGAAUCGAAAUGUGGGACCUGCGGCAAAGCAUUCCAUAGCGAGGAACUAAUGCGCCGUCACGAAACGACCCAUGCCGGCGAACGGAACUUUGUCUGCGGCACCUGUCUCGGUGUCUUCCUAACGAAUCACGAGUUUAGCAACCAUCGAUGUGCGGCACUUGUGGCGAAGCAAAACGCUGCCACCGCGAAGCUGGAGACAGUCGUGCAGCAAUCGGAUGGUGUUGAAAUUUUGGAGGAGCAUUUGGAUGAUGAAUGAUGAGGAUAGUUUGCCAUUGCGGGGGAUGUAAUCCCAAAGCCAUUUUGAUCUUCUUUUUUAUCUUUGUUCGAUUCGUAAGCACAUUUAAAAUUUAGGAGGACAGCUGUGGUCAGGAGAACGUAUUGAGUGUAACUAGUAGCAGGUUAGCAGCCGAUUUCAACACGAAUAAAGCUACUUUAUGAUGUUAA
This is a messenger RNA of Anopheles stephensi (Asian malaria mosquito), 1994 nucleotides long. RefSeq lists its product as uncharacterized. The coding region runs from base 178 to 1806 and encodes 542 amino acids. The record is from RefSeq and is a predicted model, not a curated record. Gene Ontology annotation, molecular function: zinc ion binding. The transcript is spliced from 6 exons. Gene Ontology annotation, cellular component: nucleus. NCBI's taxonomy places the organism in Eukaryota, Metazoa, Arthropoda, Insecta, Diptera, Culicidae.